Manihot esculenta (cassava) is the source of this 1666-nucleotide messenger RNA. RefSeq names its product zinc-finger homeodomain protein 5. The transcript is spliced from 2 exons. Gene Ontology annotation, molecular function: DNA-binding transcription factor activity; transcription cis-regulatory region binding. The record is from RefSeq and is a predicted model, not a curated record. Gene Ontology annotation, cellular component: nucleus. Gene Ontology annotation, biological process: regulation of developmental process; regulation of DNA-templated transcription. NCBI's taxonomy places the organism in Eukaryota, Viridiplantae, Streptophyta, Magnoliopsida, Malpighiales, Euphorbiaceae. The coding region runs from base 433 to 1350 and encodes 305 amino acids.
GCACAGAGUAGGAAAAAAAAAAAGAAAGAAAAGAAAAAGCCACCCAUUAAUCUCAUCACUUGCUUUAUCUCUCUCUUACAAACUUAUCUUACCCCUGGCUUCAUUACAAGAAACCAAGCUGUCUCUUGUUGGAUUUGUAGUUGGCUUGUUGGAAGCACAGAGGCAAAGUCCUUAAUCCCAUCAAACAAAAUCACCAAAUCAACCUGUCUCUCUGUCUCUCUCUCUCUCUCGCUUGUUCUUGGUGCUUCUACUUCUACGUACUUACAUGACUAAGAGCCAUUAAUGAAGGAUUAAAGCUGGUGGCUUGUGAGUGAUGCAAGCUGUUGAUGCCUCUCUUUUCUCUUUUGAGACUCUUUAAGAACUUCGAGAUUUCAAAGUUUGAUUCUAGUAUGUGCAUGAGAGAUUUCAAGUAAAUAUACACAGUUCGUAGUUAUGGAAUUGAGAGGCCAAGAUAUGAAUGAUACGAGAACGUCGUCAGUUCCGUCGAGCUAUGGUCAUGAAUCAUCAGGAGUUGAGAGAAGAAGAGAUGGGAAUCACAAUGGCAACUCAGUCCUCACUUACACUCAAACCCUAGACCACCAUAAGCAACCAUCACUUCCCCAGACAAGAUCUCCCAACCCAGAUCGAGUUUCAGUCAUUGCAAAAGGAUCUAACUCCAAGACAGCCAAUGUUAGGUAUCGAGAAUGUCUCCGAAACCACGCAGCCAGCGUCGGCGGCAAUGUUUACGAUGGCUGUGGUGAGUUCAUGCCGGGCGGAAAAGAGGGUACACUCGAAGCUUUAAAAUGUGCAGCCUGUCAGUGCCACCGUAACUUCCACCGCAAAGAAGUAGAUGGGGAGACCCAAUUCAGUCCGAGUUCAAGAAGAAGUACAAUGGUCCAUAGCCUUCAAUUGCCACCACCAUUGCCGUCUCCAACGGUACUGCAUCAUCAAAGAUAUUCCAUGGGGUUACACACUAGCCCUACCUCCGCGAACAUGGUUCAACCCAUGAGUGUAGCUUUUGCUGGUGGAGGAACCGAGUCCUCAAGUGAAGAUCUCAAUAUCUUCCACUCCAACGCCGAGGGAGGUCCAACGCCACCGCCUUUUGUUUUAUCCAAGAAAAGGUUCAGGACAAAAUUCACACAAGAACAAAAGGAUAAAAUGAUGGAGUUUGCAGAGAAGAUUGGGUGGAGGAUCAACAAGCAAGAAGAGGAGGAAGUGGAGAAGUUUUGUGCAGAAGUUGGAGUGAGAAGGAAAGUUUUCAAGGUGUGGAUGCAUAAUAACAAGAAUCCAAAGAAGCAGCAGGAGCAGCAUCAGCAGCAGCCACCGGAGGAGGAGGAGGAGGAGGAGGAGGAGGAGGAGGAGCCCCUGUGAGAGAAGCAAAUUAAAGAAGGCUAUUGCUUGAGAUGGAUAUAUAGAUGUAGACAUUAAAAGCAUGGUUGGUAGAGGAAGGCAAGAUGAGACAUAGUAAAGAAGAGAGCUUGGCUUUAGCAAGAUUCUUGAAUAGAAAGUCUUCCAUCAGAAAUUUUCGCAUAAUUUCACAGCUAUGGUUUUUUUUUUUUUUUUUUUUUUUUUUAUAAUUUUUCCAUUGAAGUAGAAUGAUAUAUUCUGAUCUCUUAUCUUUUGCUUGGGAAUUUCUUAAAUAUUUUCUUUAAUAUAUUUUAAUAGUCACUAAUUACUAGGGUAUGCU